This is a messenger RNA of Ustilaginoidea virens, 1227 nucleotides long. RefSeq lists its product as uncharacterized. Gene Ontology annotation, molecular function: protein kinase binding; cyclin-dependent protein serine/threonine kinase regulator activity. Gene Ontology annotation, biological process: regulation of cyclin-dependent protein serine/threonine kinase activity. The coding region runs from base 1 to 1227 and encodes 408 amino acids. Gene Ontology annotation, cellular component: cyclin-dependent protein kinase holoenzyme complex; nucleus. Lineage: Eukaryota; Fungi; Ascomycota; Sordariomycetes; Hypocreales; Clavicipitaceae. The transcript has 2 exons. The record is from RefSeq and is a predicted model, not a curated record.
AUGUUGGAGACGUCUCCCGUUCUUGCCGGCUCUGCGAAUGGAUCGCCCAGCAGCUUUCGCAACACCCACGCGGCAUCCCGGUCCGCCCCCCAGCUCUCCGAAUGCCACCACCAACCGUCAGCAGCAUCAUCAGCAGCAGCAGCAUCGGCAACGUCAGCGGCAGCGUCAGCAAAGGCGGCAAAGGCAGCCGAGGCAGCCGAGGCAACACACCCUCGCGCCUCGCCGUCUGCCGCUUCAACAGAUACCGCCUGCAACACCCCCCAGCGCCCCCAUCGCGCAAAGCCUCACAACGCCUCGACCAAUGCCGCUCGGCAGCACGGCGUUGCAGCAACUCGGCUAAACACGUCUGGGACCUCUCCAUCGCCUCGCCCGCACCACGUCUCAACUCAACGUCCUCCAGUAGCCUCACCCUCCACCAAUGGCACCUCGCCAACGCAACCGCCAUCGACGACUUCACCGCAUGGGGAAGCGCACAAAGUGCUGUCGCCAAACAAGCGCAGAGUCUGCUCGGGCGAGAGGAACGACCCGUUAACGCGUCGGGGAGGCGAAGCACGUGGGAUGCCCACUUCACCACCCGCCUCCACCGCACCAAAGCGACCCAGGAAGGAUCAAGAGCCGCCAAAGAUUCUGCCGCAGCAGUAUGAACUUUGUGCAGUGGAGGAUGUCGUCGAACUCAUCGCUCACAUGUUGGCCGAGCUGAUCGCUACGAAUGACGCCAUCAGAAUAUCUAGCGGUGGAUUAACGCGAUUCCAUUCCAGAACCGCACCUGGAAUCUCCGUGCAGGAUUAUUUGCACCGCUUGGCUAGGCACGCCACGCUUACACCACCGUUACUUCUUGCCAUGGUCUACUACAUUGACCGUCUAUGCGCCCUGUAUCCCGAGUUCACCAUCAACACUCUGACUGUUCAUCGAUUCCUAAUCACGGCCGCUACCGUCGCAGCCAAAGGUCUAUCCGAUUCAUUCUGGAAUAACACCACCUAUGCAAGAGUUGGUGGUGUUCGAGUUGCCGAGCUGAAAUUACUGGAGCUGGAGUUUCUCUAUCGAGUGGACUGGAAGAUUGUACCGAAUCCAGAGGUGCUCGUUGCCUACUAUCGAGGGUUGGUGGAACGAACCUCACAGUAUGCACUCGAACCCGAAGGUUCGUCGGAUGAAACUUUGGAAGAUGAUGGAGACGAAGUUGCCGAUGAUGCCGACGAUGACGACAUACUGCAGCAGCAGAAACAUUGA